Messenger RNA from Didymodactylos carnosus, 381 nucleotides. Lineage: Eukaryota; Metazoa; Rotifera; Eurotatoria; Philodinida; Philodinidae. The record is from the annotation of a GenBank genome assembly.
AUGAGACCGUUGAGCAUCGGUCGAAACGCGUCGUGGUAUGCUCAAGCAAAAUGCUUCCGUCAAUUAAGACAAAUUACAUUUGAUCAAAACAAAUAUAUAUGUGGCGUUGAAUUAAUUUUAAAUUUAGCACCAAAUAAUCUUAGUUUAGCAUUUAUUGCAUUUGGUCGUGAUUAUAAAGUAUGUGGUUAUAAUACACAAGUAAGAAAUAAUGGACUUACAUUUAAUCAUCCACCAGAAAAAAAUGCUCCAUUAAUUGAAGGACUAUGUCAAGCUGUUCGAGAAAUAUGCAAAGAUAGUAAUCAACAGUAUUCAAGGCUUGAAGAUUAUAUUCAUUUUAUGUCAAAUCAAGUACCAUUUGGUGCAUUCGUUCGAUCAAGGUGA